Etheostoma cragini (Arkansas darter) is the source of this 582-nucleotide messenger RNA. Its product is annotated as myosin light chain 5-like. Lineage: Eukaryota; Metazoa; Chordata; Actinopteri; Perciformes; Percidae. The record is from RefSeq and is a predicted model, not a curated record. Bases 68 to 517 code for a protein of 149 amino acids. The transcript has 6 exons. Gene Ontology annotation, molecular function: calcium ion binding. Gene Ontology annotation, cellular component: cytoplasm.
CAGGAAGACGAAGAAGAAGGAGGGCGGAGCUAAACGAGCCCAGCGAGCGUCGUCCAACGUCUUCUCCAUGUUCGAACAGACCCAGAUCCAAGAGUUCAAAGAGGCGUUCACGCUGAUAGACCAGAACCGGGACGGCUUCAUCGAUAAGGAGGACCUGAAGGACACCUACGCGUCUCUGGGUAAACUCAACGUGAAGGACAAGGAGCUGGAGGACAUGCUGAAGGAGGCCGCCGGCCCGAUAAACUUCACCAUGUUCCUCAACCUUUUUGGAGAGAAGCUGCACGGUACGGACCCUGAAGAAACCAUCUUAAACGCUUUCAAACUGUUCGACCCAGACGCCCGAGGCUUCGUCCACACACACGAAUUACAGAAACUCCUGAUGACACAGGCGGACCGGUUUACACCUGAGGAGGUGAAACAGAUGUUCCAGUCGUCAAACAUCGACGCCGCCGGGAACCUGGACUACAAAUCUCUGUGUUACAUCAUCACCCACGGGGAGGAGCAGGAGGAGGCCUAACAUCUGCACCAACAUCUGUCUGCAGACACACACCAACAUCUGCACCAACAUCUGGAGCAGGAGGA